GUGACAGAAAAAACAGACGGAGUCGCAGCAGGAGCAAAGAGCGUGCUAAUGCACGAAGAGACUGAACAGAAGACCCUGCUGACAUAGCAAAAUAAUAUGUCUACUACUGGGACAGGUAACUAUCUGCCAUUCAAACUCCUAUUUGUGUCUCACUAUUUGGAAUUAACUCUUGAAUCUAGGGAUGGGCAUAGCUGAUCAAAUUAAUCUUUUAAUGAAUCCAGAUGGUAUCUUUUUUUAACCUUAGCCAAUAUAAAAAAUUCAGUCUUGUAAAAACUAAUUAGAAUUCUAAAGAGAACAGUAACCGAUAUUUAUCUCAUGGGAACAUGGUCUAAAUUAUGUUCACGUGAGAUCAACAGUGAGGCUGCCUUUGAGUUAAGUAGAAUAAACCUGGAAACAAAAUAUAUAUAUUUUUUAAAUGCAUAUUUUUAUUUGAGGAAGUUUACCAAUAUGUUUCAUUUUAAUUUAUUAUUGUGUGAUUUGGAUGACGUUAAGUAGAGAAGCUGUAAAAAGUAAGUUGGAUGCCCAUCCCUAAUCCCACUUUACAGUAGGUUCAAGUUCAAAGUAUUUAGGCCAUAUUGAAUUGUUUAUCUGGUUCAACUGACAAACUACCAUGAAGUCUUCCCUCAGAAUCAGAUCAUAAGGUUUGCAUGCUCACUAUUGUAACAAGCGAAGUUCCAAACAUGCUGGUUAGAUUAAUUCUCUUUAAUCAUGUUAAAGUCAAAUUUGUCUGUAUCACAGAAAUGUCCACAGUAGUAAUCGUGUUCCGAGAAAGACUUUAUUUUUGACUUUUAUAUGUUAAGAAAAUGGAUUUGAAUUUUUAAGUUUUUUUUUCCAGCACUUCAACAUUUUUACCUUCUGCUGUAGCCAUGGUACUAACUCUUUUUGUUGCAUUUUCUGAAAGAGACAACUUCUUCUUAAAACAGGCACGAAAGAGAGACUCCGAGAAGCCUUCAAAAUCACAACGAAAAACAGAUGAGCAGCAAGAACAGGAGAGACUGUCUUCAGACAAUGGAGAGGAGCGAUCCCGACGCAAAGACAGGAAGCCCUCCAAAGGCCGGAGCUUGUCCAGGUCACACUCACGAGAGAGGCGGCAUCACAGUAAAAGUAAGGACAAACGGCGUUCGCGGUCACGCAGCCGGGACAGGAAGAAGAAGGCCCUCUCUCGCUCAGGUUCAAGGACCAAACACCGUCAUCACAGUAGAAGUCGCAGUAAGAGCAGGGAGCGGAAGAAAAGGACUGAAAAAGUGCGCAGAAAGAGCAGAAGCAGGUCUGUUAACCCACCUGUCUUGCGGGGCAGAGACACAGCUAUGGAUGCACAAGAGGCCCUGUCCAGAAGGCUGGAGCGAGCCAAGAAACUAAUGGAGCAAAAGGAGAAGGAAAUAUCUGAGAAGCAGCAGCAGGAACCACAGGACAUCACUGCAGUGGCUGCCCCUAUCGCAGCAGCUGCUGUUGCUGCUUCACACCCUGCCAUCAAUGUGGCGGCUCUCCUGGCCUCUGGGACGCAGGUCACACCUCAGAUUGCCAUGGCGGCACAGAUGGCAAUCCUACAAGCAAGAACUCUGGCAGAGACCGGUAUCGCUGUGCCGAGCUACUACAACCCAUCUGCUGUAAAUCCUAUGAAGUUUGCAGAGCAGGAGAAAAAGAGAAAGAAGCUAUGGCAGGGAAAGAAGGAGGGGGACAAGUCCCAGACGACUGAGCUGUGGGAGAAGCUAAACUUUGGAAACAAGGACCAAAACGUAAAGUUUCGCAAACUAAUGGGUAUUAAAGAUGAGGACGAGGCUGAAGUUGCCAAACCACUCAACGAGGAGGGCUUGAAGACUCUCCAAAAACAGGAGGAGAUGUUCCGGAACCUAGACGUUCAAUAUGAGAUGGCCCGGUCUCAGACACACACCUCGAGGGGAAUGGGCCUCGGCUUCACGUCCUCCUUCUCACGUGGAAUGGAUUCCAUCUAGUGCCAAACCUAUCCUGUCAGCAUCGCUCAUCUGGUCAUGUAGGACUACCAAUUCAUCGCUAGCUUUAAAGCUUGCAUGGAUGUUGCUCUGAAUCUGUAAUUUAUUUAUGGACAAACAUCUCCUGUAUCGGAACCUUAUUAGUAUGUAAAUAGCCAGACACUGAGUUUGUCUCAGUGAUUAUUCAUCUGUACAUCUUCUGUAAAGGAAGCAUCAGUCUGACUCGCUGAUGCUAGUUAGAAUUAGAUUUUUGUUUUGAAUGAUGUGUUAGAUUUUUUUUGUUUUAACUGAAAUAUAUUGAUAUGUGAUUGUUUGAACAAAAACUGAUUAUAAUGUGGUUCAAGUGAAAACUAUUUCCAUCCAUUUAGAUAAAUGCUUCUGAGGCAAGUGUCGUUAACAGAAUGGUUUUAUUUCUACUGACUGGGAAAAAACAAGCUGUGGGCUGUGGUAUGCAUUUGUCUCAAGACAGCUGAUGGAGGAAGGUCCGAGAAGAGUAAUCACAUUUCAGAUAUUCUUGAAAUAAAUUAGUUUUGUGUUGA
Messenger RNA from Limanda limanda (common dab), 2488 nucleotides. RefSeq names its product arginine/serine-rich coiled-coil 2 (gene rsrc2). NCBI's taxonomy places the organism in Eukaryota, Metazoa, Chordata, Actinopteri, Pleuronectiformes, Pleuronectidae. The record is from RefSeq and is a predicted model, not a curated record. Bases 867 to 1952 code for a protein of 361 amino acids. The transcript is spliced from 8 exons.